Messenger RNA from Branchiostoma belcheri (Belcher's lancelet), 3024 nucleotides. RefSeq names its product epithelial chloride channel protein-like. The record is from RefSeq and is a predicted model, not a curated record. NCBI's taxonomy places the organism in Eukaryota, Metazoa, Chordata, Leptocardii, Amphioxiformes, Branchiostomatidae. The transcript is spliced from 13 exons. Bases 1 to 3024 code for a protein of 1007 amino acids.
AUGGCGACCUUGACCGUGGUAGUGGUCAGUCUUGUCCUGGCUGGGGUGGACAGCGCCUUGAACCGACCGUCUGAGAUCGUCUUGGAAAAUAACGAGUACAGCGGUGUGUUAGUGGCCAUCGGCCCAUCAGUGUCCGAAGACCAGCGGAUCGUGGACAGGCUACAGGAAAUCUUGACGAAGACGUCCCAGGCCCUGUACGAGGCUACCAACAGUCGCGCGUAUCUGAAGGACAUCGCGAUCCUCAUCCCCAAGUCGUGGGCGCCAAAACCUGAGUAUCAGCCGGCUAGGACAGAGCUGUUCGAACGGGCAAACAUCAGGGUAGACCAGGUGAACCCCAUGUAUGGGGACAGUCCGUACGUGAAACAGAAGGCUGGAUGUGGGGAGGGCGGAGACUACAUUCACCUCACUCCUACCUACGUCAUUAACGAGCAGUUCGGACAGGCCGUAUUUGGACCCUACGGUAAGACUAUGGUGCAUGAGUGGGGCCAUCUCCGCUGGGGUCUGUUUGACGAGUACGGCAUGGACGGCCCCACGGGAGAAUCCUACCCGUACUUCUACUCCUCUGCGUCUGACGGCACCGUGCAGGCGACCCGCUGUUCGGCACACCACACCGGCAGGCACAUCAACAUCCAGACGGGCCGGCCGUGUCAGAUCCACCCCAACACCGGCCUACCCGAGUCCGCCUGCCGCUUUUGGCCGGACUUCACCCCCAACAACCCCGCUACAGGAUCCUACAUGUUCAUGCAGUUCCUAGACAAGGUUGCUUCCUUCUGUCACAGUGACCCGUCCGGUGACCCCACGUCCUUGCACAACGACGAGGCGCCGAACAAGCACAAUGUCCAGUGUGGUGGCCGGAGUGCCUGGGACGUGAUGGAUGACCAUCCGGACUUCAGCCAGGGUGCCAACCCCCCUCGACAGGUGGUGUCCACGCGGCCGGAGUUCUCUCUCCUACAGGAGGUGGACAGGAGGAUGGUCCUGGUGUUAGACACGUCUGGGAGCAUGAGGGGUGAACGGAUCCAGAAGCUGAACCAGGUGGCGCAACAUUUCAUCAGGAGCACCGUAGCUGACGGCAGCUGGCUCGGCAUCGUGGACUUCGCGACCCGGGCGACUACAGCACACGCCCUGAUUCAGGUGGCAGAUGAGUCCGCACGUGAACAGCUGGCAGCAGCUGUGCCCAGCGUCACCCUGGGGUGGACGUGUAUCGGCUGCGGACUACUGGAGGGCUUACAGAUUCUUGAGGACAACGGAAGUCGUAACGCCACAGGUGGGAUUCUCCUUGUCAUCAGCGAUGGCAUAGAGAACCAACACCCCAACAUCACAGAGGCCAUGCCGACUGUUCUGGCCAAAGGCGUCAUCGUCGACACCAUAGCUUACAGUGACGCGGCGGACGCCAACCUAGAGUCUCUAGCGGCCAGGACAGGCGGCAUGUCGUUCUUCUACCCAGAAGGCAACACUUCUACGGCCUUGAACGACGCCUUCACGACAACGGUCACUGCCAGGGCGUCGGAAGGGGACAACGCACCCAUCCAGCUUGUAAGUGAAGCGUGUGCGUUGGGCCCGGGAGAGACUCACUCCAACACGGUGUACAUGGACAGCAGUGUGGGGACCGACACAACAUUCAACUUCUUCUGGCAGGACGGAACGGAGCCGGAAGUGGUGGUAAAGGACCCGGAUGGAAACGACAUCACCCAAGGACAUCCACAGUAUCACGUGAUCAUCAACAUGACAACCGUCCAAAUCAAGAUCCGUGACGUAGCUCAGGUGGGUAAGUGGAGUUACAACGUCACCAACACCGGUAACCAGACACAGAAGGUCACCAUCGAUGUGACCUCUAAGGCCGUCUCCAUGGAUACGCCGCCCAUCACUGUAUCAGCACAGGUGAGUACAUCGGACGUGAGCUACAGCGACACGGAGCCGACCUUCCUGACGGUGUUCGCCUCCGUGACCAGAGGUUACGUGCCGGUGCUGGGGGCCCGGGUAGUGGCGGUGGUGGAGAAACCGACCGGAGACACACACCACACAACUCUGCUGGACGAUGGAGCUGGUGCUGACGUGACGAAGAACGACGGCGUGUACUCGGGAUAUUUCCUGGCCUUCUCUGCGGACGGCCGCUACAGCGUGUCGGUCCGAGUGGACGACGGGGACGGGCAGGCGAAGACCGUGGUCGUUACCGGCCAGCUCGGCGGGACUGCGGGAGCUCUGCCGAUGAACCCAGCUGCCAAUCUAAACGUGACGGUGGAGCGACAGAAGGCCGACCAGUUCCAGCGUAUCUCGCAAGGUGGCGUGUUUUCUGUGAAGGGCCUUUCCAGGGUGACUCCAGGCAACGGGAGUCUUCCCGACAUCACGCCUCCUUCUCGUAUAACCGACCUCAGGGUGUCUUCAGUCUCGUUUGAAAACUUGACCGUGACUCUGGGCUGGACCGCUGUGGGUAAUGACUUGACUCUGAAUGGCCCUGCUGCCAGGUACGACUUGCGGUACAGUCGGGGCUUCCUCUCCAACUUCUCUGACUGGUCCAACGUGACAGCCGGCAUGGUGGUACAGGGCGGGCCGCUGUCUCCCGGACAACCGCUCCAGGCCGAGACAUACGUCAUCAGGAUGGCAGAGCGAGGUGAAAACGUGACGUAUGUCUUUGCUGUGCGCGCCUGCGAUGCGGCUGGGAACUGUGCUGACCAAUCCAACAAAGUGUCAGCUUCACUAGCCUACGUCCCUCCACUCACCACCCAGCAACCAAUCACCACCUCGGUUACGUCGCAGACCCCGGGAAAAGCGGACGCGUCGACUAAAUUUGACUCGUCGCCGAAGCCCGCGGGACGGUCUCAAGACGGGACCACCACCUGGUUGGUUGUUGGCAGUGUGGUGGGCGGAGUUACAGUGGUCGCAGCCGCUGUUGUCAUCGUGCUGAGGGCUUUGGGCAAGGCGUCGGUCAGGAAAGUCAAUACCACCCCCCGUCACGGUCGAGCUGAUGCAGCCGACACCGCCACUCCUGCCAGGGCGAACCCCGCCUUCAGGCCUGAUGACGUGUAA